GAAGUCGUGAAGUUUCACGUUAUUCACGGUUCCAGAGAUAUGUCGAUACAUCCCGUUGACAUUAAUUUGGAAAACGUUAGUUCGAAUGAUAGUUUUGAAUAUUCGAUAGCUCUUUUAAGGGGCACAGUUACGUGUCGAGAAAGUGUUUGUAUAACAUUGAAUUGUAAAGUUUUAGUAUCAACCGACAAUGAAACAUCCGAGUUUACUGUUCAAGAAGGGCGAUUCAAAUGCAUUAUCGAAUUGAAACUAGGCCGCAAUUUAGUCAGCAUUACGUGUUGCACCGAUCUUCAUGUAGGCCAGUAUUCUUUGAUCUUGGAAAGGAAGCCAAACAUUUGUGAUAAAGUUUUAAAGCUCCUCUAUGUUAUACCAAAAGGGGAUACAGGGAAAUUUCAAUCUAGUGGAAAUUGUGUAAAUUCCUCAGAAUCUGCUUGUAAAAGAAUUGUAACUGGUGUAAAACUGCUGCAGUGCAUGACUGCUGAAAGGCUGAAUGAGCUAGGUCUAGGCAGAAAAACUUUUAAUCUUUCCACAGAAAAUGGGCAAGAGGUAUGUGAGAUAUUUCACAGUCAGUAUACCAAAGAGCAGUUUUUUUCCUGGACAAGUGAAAAAAUAUGGAACAUGACUGCAAGAGAGCUAUUAGCUAAUGAAGUCUUUGCACAGGGGGUUAAAGUAUUAGCUUUCCUUAGUUGCACAGAGUAUUUUAAGAAAUCAAAUGAAAUCAAAGGCUAUGUUGCUUGUGGCAGAGGGCACCUAGCCAUGAUGAGCUCAUCUGGCUUACACAGCUGGGCCUGUGAUUUAAAGGAUGUAGUUUCCUGCCUAACAUCUUCCAUUCCUAUAGAUUCUACGCUUUUUGAUGACAGUGGUUCCAGGGGCACCUUAAGUGGCUGUUAUGCUACAACUUUGGGAGCAGCCCUGCAUGAAAUAGGUCACAUCUUUGAUCUAGUUCAUACUGACUUUGGAGUUAUGGCAAGAGGUUUCGAAGAGCUUGAUCUUUUCUUCACUGUUGGAAAUUCGAAACCAAAGCAUCACAAUGCAGAAAUGAGGAAAAGGUGUGUCAGUCAGGAGAUCUCCGUCCGUGUUCGAGCGCCAACAAAAGUCACAUCUGUAAGUUUUGGGUUGCGAUCUAUCGGACAUGAUAAGGACGAUAGGAAAUGGGAUCGAGAUGGGCAGGCUUACUUCCACCGGUCAGCUGCUGUUUUGCUCUCCGGGCACCCUUGGUUUGGUAAAUGUUGCCAACUAGAAGACAAAGGGCCCAUUCAAAUCAGUGGACUUGAAGUAAAGGUGCCAAAUGGAAUCCGCCUCAUCGAACUCCACGCCGAAGAUGAUCACCUCGUCAAAUACUGGGAUUUCACAAAGAAUCCGACCAACAUCCAUCGAUAUUGUAUAAGCUGGUUCGACGUGAAAGACGUGAUUCAGCCUUCACUGCUCGUCCAAGAUGUUACCGGUAAAAUUGUUACCCAUUACUUGAAUUUUGGAGCAUCCAUUCCAUCAGUCAGCCAGUAA
Molecule: messenger RNA, 1500 nt
Organism: Daphnia carinata
Lineage: Eukaryota; Metazoa; Arthropoda; Branchiopoda; Diplostraca; Daphniidae
Exons: 4
Coding region: 40-1500 (486 amino acids)
Source: RefSeq, a predicted model, not a curated record